Molecule: messenger RNA, 7008 nt
Organism: Canis lupus familiaris (dog)
Lineage: Eukaryota; Metazoa; Chordata; Mammalia; Carnivora; Canidae
Gene: RAPH1
Product: Ras association (RalGDS/AF-6) and pleckstrin homology domains 1
Exons: 16
Coding region: 99-2186 (695 amino acids)
Biological process (GO): signal transduction
Cellular component (GO): plasma membrane; cytosol
Source: RefSeq, a predicted model, not a curated record
UCUCCGGGGAAGGAGCGCCGCGCCUGAGGAGGCGGCGGCGGCGGCGGCGGCGGGAGCAGGGGGAGCGGCGGCCGCCGGACCAUCGAGCAGCAGCCGCGAUGGAGCAGUUAUCAGAUGAAGAAAUUGACCAUGGUGCUGAAGAAGACAGUGAUAAGGAAGAUCAGGACCUGGACAAAAUGUUUGGAGCCUGGCUAGGGGAGCUAGACAAACUCACUCAGAGUUUGGAUUCUGACAAGCCCACGGAACCGGUAAAAAGAUCUCCUCUUCGUCAGGAAACAAAUAUGGCCAAUUUUUCUUAUCGCUUCUCCAUAUACAACUUGAAUGAAGCUCUGAAUCAGGGAGAAACUGUGGAUCUGGAUGCCCUGAUGGCCGAUCUUUGCUCGAUAGAGCAGGAGCUCAGCAGUAUUGGUGCAGGAAAUAGUAAGCGUCAAAUCACAGAAACAAAAGCCACUCAGAAAUUACCUGCUAGCCGACAUACAUCAAAACAUGGCACUUUGAAAGGAUUGUCUUCUUCAUCUAACAGGAUAACUAAGCCAUCACAUGCCAACUACUCUCUGGAUGACAUCACUGCACAGUUAGAACAGGCUUCCUUGAGCAUGGAUGAGGCUGCUCAGCAAUCUGUACUAGAAGAUACUAAGCCCUUAGUAACUAAUCAGCACAGAAGAACAGCAUCAGCAGGCACAGUGAGCGAUGCUGAAGUGCGCUCUAUUAGUAACUCCUCUCGUUCUAGCAUCACCUCCGCAACCUCCAGCAUGGACUCUUUGGAUAUUGAUAAAGUAACACGCCCUCAAGAACUGGAUUUGACACAUCAGGGGCAGCCAAUUACUGAGCAUGCUAUUUCUCUGAGAUGUUCCAGCAAGCAGGCCAAGCAUCAUAUUGACUUCACAGAAGAACAGGCUGAGCUGACACCUCACUCCUAUCUGGACAGGGAAACCUCCCUUCUUCUGAGAAACAUUGCAGGAAAACCUUCUCAUUUGCUGACCAAGGAAGAACAGGCAGCAAAAUUGAAAGCUGAGAAGAUCAGAGUUGCCCUGGAGAAAAUUAAAGAGGCACAAGUGAAAAAGUUGGUGAUUAGAGUCCACAUGUCUGACGAUAGUUCUAAGACAAUGAUGGUGGAUGAGAGGCAGACAGUGAGACAAGUGCUGGAUAACCUAAUGGACAAAUCCCACUGCGGUUAUAGUUUAGACUGGUCGCUGGUAGAAACCAUCUCUGAAUUACAAAUGGAGAGAAUCUUUGAAGAUCAUGAAAACUUGGUUGAAAAUCUUCUUAAUUGGACAAGAGAUAGCCAAAACAAGCUUAUAUUUAUGGAACGUAUAGAAAAAUAUGCACUUUUCAAAAACCCACAGAAUUACCUUCUGGGGAAAAAGGAAACUGCUGAGAUGGCAGAUAGAAACAAGGAAGUGCUAUUGGAGGAGUGUUUUUGUGGAAGUUCUGUAACUGUACCAGAAAUUGAAGGAGUCCUGUGGUUGAAAGAUGAUGGCAAAAAGUCCUGGAAAAAGCGUUACUUUCUUUUGCGAGCAUCUGGUAUCUACUAUGUCCCUAAAGGAAAAGCAAAGCUGUCUCGGGAACUGGUGUGCUUUCUCCAGCUGGAUCAUGUCAAUGUUUAUUAUGGACAGGAUUACCGGAACAAAUACAAAGCACCCACAGAUUAUUGUCUGGUGCUAAAGCACCCACAGAUCCAGAAGAAAUCUCAGUACAUCAAGUACCUUUGUUGUGAUGAUGUGAGGACCCUGCAUCAGUGGGUCAAUGGUAUCCGCAUUGCAAAGUAUGGGAAACAGCUCUACAUGAACUAUCAAGAAGCCUUGAAGAGGACAGAGUCAGCUUAUGAUUGGACUUCCUUAUCCAGCUCCAGCAUUAAAUCAGGAUCCAGUUCUUCAAGCAUCCCAGAGUCUCAGUCAAAUCAUUCUAAUCAAUCUGACAGUGGAGUGUCUGAUACUCAGCCAGCAGGACACAUCCGCUCCCAGAGUAUUGUGAGCUCCAUCUUCUCUGAAGCCUGGAAACGUGGCACUCAGUUGGAAGAGUCCAGCAAGUUGGCUGACCUUCGAACUGCUUGGCUGACACUUCAUCACUCAUACGUGAAGGGGCACUUUAAGUCAGGAAACUGUCAGCAUCGUGGGUGGGUCAGUAGCACAGUACGGGGAAGUCGUCACAGAUGCUGCGUCUGUCCGUGGCGGGGCACAGAGUAAACAGGUCAUGGAACUAAGGCAUUCUAGCUGAGUCGUGCUGCCAUGAUCACACCUGUAUCUAGGAUGUGUUCAGUCACAGGUAAGCUCUUUGCCUGCCAUCCACGGAUAAUGGAGUGCUGUAAUGCUGGAUAAUUCUUUUUGUACUGUUGGAAUCUUUUUCAUGAGCUUUGUGAAGCCUCAUCAAGCUUGGCUUCGCGAUCCUGGUUUUGAUUUGUUGAAGAGAAUAUCUGACACAGUACCCCUGGAAUGCUCCAUCCCAGUAUGUCUUUGGGUCACCAGUUAUCUUACAGUGUGUGCUUUAGGUAGGUGUUGAUAGUAGAGAUCUGUAGACAAUUGCUGUAUCAAAUAUACACAUCCCAUGUCCGACACAGUGCUCAUUACACAGAACAGAAUCACCUUCUGAAAUGUGUUUUUGUAUGUUGCUCUAGGAUGGGUGAUUAGGAAAGAACAGAAUUGACCCCUGUGCGGGUAUCAUUGUGUAUGGACUGCCGUGUAGAACAAAGAAUUCAUUUAAGUAUGGGACUGUAGGAGAGGGAGGGGAAAAUGAGGUUUUUGACAAUUUCAUCCUUAGCUACUGGAGCACACUAGGAUUCUUGCUUGCUGUAGCCUGGCUGUGGAGAUUUGUCCAGGUUACCAGGUGUUCCAGUGGAGUAGUGUAGUCAAGUACGUCAGUGACAUUACAUAUUAUGCAUGUGCAGUUGGUAGAACAUGGAAUCCUGGCUCUAAUGACACACUACAAUUCACACUAUGCUUAUGCUUUUUUUCUUUUUUUUUUUUUUCUUUUUGGUCCUGUGAAUUUUUCUUGGUAUAUGAGAGAAAUGUGUCUCAUUAGUUUAUGAUGAUAAAGUGACCGUUAGAAAUGCAACCUCAGAGCUGCUCUUAAAACAAUAAAAACUAGCCAUCCCAGCAGUGAUAAAUGAGCACAUCUUGUAAUGAAAGUCUCUACCUGUUGUGAAUAAGGAUUACCAGUGGAAACUGCAAAAAUCUUGGACAUUGUCCCGUAAAGAAAAAGUGAGGUCAGUGCAGUGGGGCAGAGAUAAAUAAUUUAAGAAUAAGCAAAACAUGUACUAGAUACACAAGGCAUUCCUAUAAACCCACCUCCAAAAGUACUGCAUCAUCGAGAAUAUGAAGUGGCACCACCCCCCCCCACCCCACCCCCGCCCUAUCUCUAGGAUAUUGGUCAGCAAUUCAGGUGCUUAUAAAGCAAUAAGAAUACCAUUGUGCAUUUUUCAAAGCCCUGUUUCUUUAAAAGAUACUUUUUGGAUUUUUUCAUUUGUUCUCAAAGUUCUGUGUGCUUGAUAUUCUUAGGCUUAUGAAGUGACCUUUAACACAUCUGCAUUGUUAAUUUAGGCAUCACAGCAAUCUCCGUUGAGACGGAUUGCCAAGCUCCACUGUAACUCAUGAGUGACGUAGUUUCCCAUGGUGUUCUUUCUGCCUACAGCUUUAUAUUCUAAGAAUCACCCUUAUUUGUUGGGUAAAGUUACUAAUAGGAAUCCAAUGAUAAAAAUAUUCAUCACUAGGGUUUUUGUUGUGGUGAUGGUCUUUAUUUUAUAUGAAGGUGGACUUCAACUCUCCUGGAGGGGAAAACCAAUAAUGUUCUCUGUCUUCAGCCCUAAGAUACAGCCUUGGUUUGUUCAGUGGGGGGUUCCCUAGGACUUCUUGGUUUCUGUCGGUCCCAACAGCUGUCCGAACCAAUGCUUCCAAUGCACCACUUUCCGGAAAGAGCAGACAUCCUUUAGAAUAUGGCAGCAAGCAGAGAGCAGGGCCAGAGGAGGAACUAUGUCAUUUAUACCGUAGUCCAGUGGCUUGUCUAAAACAAGCCUUUACAUUUCUCCAAAGACAGAAAAGGCUAUUCAUCAACUUUUUCCCCCUUUGUUUUAUGUGAAACGCUGAAUAAUUAAAAAAAAAAGACCAAAAUAAUACAUUAGAUUAUGCUUCUAGCUUUUUAUUCCCUAGUAGGGUGGGAUUUUUGUUGGGAUGUAGUUCUGUGGGGUUCUUUUCAGACUUCUCUGUUAUUUUUGUAACUUCUCUCUGGUGCGUCGGUGGAGAACACCUACUGCCAGAGGACACUAGUACUGUGCCUUCUUCCUGCCUUCUGCUCAGCAGCUCUUCCAGCCCCAUGUGUCUUGCUUCUGGUCAGAGAAGAAAAUGUGGACAGCUGACGUGGCUGUACUGAAGAGUGAAAAGCCUGCUGUUGAGGGCAGUGCGAACAGGUGCCUAUUUCAGCUAGUGACACCCUUAACCUUUACCACAGGUAAUUUCAGAAUCGGAUCACCCUGUGUUUAAAGUUUUGGCACCAACUCUGAAGGGCACAGAACCUAUUUGGUUAAUAAAACAACGGACACUAGGUUCUAGAUAAAAAAUAUGAAUGCUAGACUAUUCUGUAAUGAAAUUUUAUUCAUCUGGGCUUUUACUACCCAAAUACAUUAUUUCUUCAGCUGUUAUAAUUUUCCCUUAAGAAAAGUAUUAUUACGGCUUUUAUAGGUACCCACUUAACAUAAAUUGGGUUUUUCCAACUUCUGAGACUUCUUAAAGAUUGGUGACUUAAAAAUAACAGGAAAUAAUUUUCAUCAGAAAAUUUCAAAGUAAUGUAGACAGGAUGGUGUUUUAUAGCCCUCUAAUAUCAAGGAGCUCCUGCCCACUGAUGGCAUGCUCAGCUAAGGCUGUGAACUAUCUUGGAAGUCCUCUCUCUAUGAAAGUUUAUUUGCCACUAAAAACAAUGCUGAGUUUAUCAAGAAAGUUUAAACAAAAUUAGAUCAUGAGUAAUUCCCAUAGAGCGAUAACUAAAGAUCAAGAUUAAGAGAGCUCAAGCUGUGCAUCCAAUUAGAAUUUCAGAAGCUGCUUUUCUGGGAGAAUACAACUGCUAAUAAACUUGUGUCAAGGGUGUAAGAAUAUAAAAUAGCCUGGAAAAAAAGUGUCAGGUAAUGGUAUAGAUUGGUUUUAUUUGACUGUCAAGCCAACAGAACUGUUUGUCACCUUUUUUUCCUCAGCUAAAAGCAAUUUGUUACAAACAGGUGAUUUUAAACAAAAAACCUUUCCCUAGUUUUAUGUUAAUUUUUUCAUAUACCUUCAGAGCUAAUAAAUUAUAACUGAUACAAUGUCUCAGAUUUUAUUCAGGUUCAGACCAGUUAAGCCUCUGUGGUCCUCCUGUUUGAUUACAGGUGUAAUGACUUGCUUGAAGUAAGGAUAAUAACCCGGAUUUGUAUACUAGAAGAGGUCUAUUUCUAGAACUCCCUGUUAGGUUGCAAGUACCUCUCAACACUUGGACUUUUGUUUUAUACGCUUUACAUCAUUUAUAUAAAGUGGGUUAUCCCUAACCCUGUAGGAGUAUGUGAUCAUUCAAAUUGAUGUGAUGAAUUAGAGAGAUGCGAAUAAAUAUCCCACUAACUUUUAAGAUUUGUUUUCCUUUAAAAAUUCAAUAGAAGAACAUUUCUACACCUUUACCAGUCUGUCCCUUCCAACUGAACCAGUGCUGUGUUCUCAAUGUACCAUUGGAAGGUCUCUAUGUAAAAGAAACCUAAAAUUUAGCUGUAGAAUAAAUUUGCUAAAUAAAAACAAUAUACUUGAUAAACACAUAAGGGAAAAAAAUCUCCAAUUUGUUUGCUCUUUGUUGAAGAGAAGACACUAACUGCUAUAAUCCCCAGUGCCUUGAACUCUUUUGGAGAAAUAGCAUUAAAAAAAAAAAAAAAUCCAACAAGCAAACUUUGAGGUGCUAAUGAGAAGGAAGAGGAGUAUUUGUAGUUUGUGCAGAAAUAGAUAAAGUGUCUGUCUCACAAGAGAUGGCUUCAUCUACCUGAAUGGGGUCUGGCCGCUUUCUACCAAAGACAUUUAGAGAAGUGAGUCGAGUCAGGGUGAUGGCAAAUGCUACAUAUUAAAAGAUGGCUAAGUUCAGAAGUGACCAUGUUGAUCACGGAUGGCUGUUAAUACCAAGCUCUCUACUGUUGAAGCCUCAACCUCUUCUUAGGCAGAACAUGCUUGCAGCACUUACGGAAAGUCUUUGCAUUUUGGGAACUGUCCAUUGUUUGUCAGAUUUAUUGUAACCUAAUACCAAAAACUGCCAUUUUUCAUGAUUCCUACCUACUUCCUGUAUCUUUUUUUCUACUUGUAAAUAAUCCCUCCCAGAAAAUAAGCAUUAACUGGAAUGUUUCAAACAAUUUUGCUUAAUUUCAUCAUUGGCCACUAGUGAACUCCUUUUAUAGAAAUGUACAGUACAAUAUCAUCAGCUUGUGCUAAAUGUUGUAAAAACACUGUUUACUGUUUUAAAGGAAAAUUGCACAUAUUUAACUGGGAAUGCUCCUUUUCCCAUUUCUUGAAAAAUGGAGUCAAGGCUUACAGUGAUACCUAGGCUGUGGGAGCUUUGCCAUAAAUAAAUAGAUACAAUGUAGGAAUAUAGUUUUUUAAAGCAUGAAAAAGGCGGCAAAAGGAACUGCAUUAUAAAGUACCUGAUAGAGGACAUUAUUCAAGCGAUUAUGCACAGCUCAGUAAAGGUGAAGUUACAAUUUUUCUUUCAGCUUUGUUGCUAUUUUCUUCUGCUUAAAUGUACGCUCUCAUUUCAUUAUGUGCCUUGCUCCCUGAUUGUGCAAACCUAUAUAUAGAUAUAUAUAUAUAUAUAUAUGAGAGAGAUAUAUUCAGUACUACUGACGAUGUUUUUUUGUUCUGCUGGAUUAAGUUAUUUUCCAAAUUACCAGUUACUGUCAGUGAACUAUUGUAAUGGCUUAGGACAGUAGUCAUACAGUCAGUGUAAAUUUGUUUUCAGUUAUGUGUUUUCAUUAUGUCAGCUUACCCAAUCCUUAAUAAAAAGAAUACAUAGAUUUCAUUUAAA